CCGGUGCUGUUUGCUCUGGUUACAUGAACUCACACAGAAGAGAGUAGAGGCCUUGGAUGAAGACAUUUACCUGGAGACGACAUAAAAAGGGCCUCAACGCACAGGAGCCGCAGAAGAGAAUCCUGAGGAGAAAAGAGAGUAGAGGCAUCUAGAUGAUGAAGUGUGUUGUUGUGUUGCUGAGUCUCCUUUCAGUGGGACGCUCGGCUCCUGAGAGCGGCUGCGACGGUCUGGUUCAACCAAUCACAAUCAGCAAUGAACAGAUGCUUGGUAGGUGGCUGUACAUCGGGGGGAGCACUGACCUCCCGGGAAGCCGCUCGCUGGGCCACCUGCUGACCAGUGUCUGGUUGGACAUCGCUGCCACUUCCCAGAGCAACAUCCUGAACAUCAUCCAGACUCAGAGAAUAUUCGGUGAUUGUUCGAGCUUAAACUACAACGUGACCUUUGAGAACAGCACGAUGUUAAUAGAGCAACCUUUCUACCUGAAGGAAGUCUAUCUGCCGACUGACUGCUCCGACUGUCUGGUCGUCUAUGAAGAAGUUAUCUCUGGCAAAGACACGUUUACCAGUCUUCUGCUUUUCAGCAGGAGAAAGAGCGUCUCUGCCGUCCCUCAGGAGAUGCUCAUGAGACAAGCAGAAUGUCUCCGCAUGCAGUCGCCCAUAAUGAUAAACCCCAACUACGAAAUCUGUCCGGACAACAUCCAGCCCUCAGAGGGACUCAGCGCCUUCAACUCUUUGUUUGAGGCCAAGAUGCAACAUCGAGUUGCGAGACUUCUGGACAGUUUUUUUGAUAUGUUUGUGAACUGAUUUAUAAUUAGCGUCGAUUUGUGUCAUUUUGAAUGAGUAAACAUACAUUUUUACUGAUAGACAGUAACAGAAUGUAAUAAAUACAGUAAAUAAUUAAAGUUUUAGAGGUAAAAUGUAGUAGUUGCUUUAUUUUCUUCUCAUUAUUGUAACUUAACAAUAAAUGGAUACAAAGAUUUCAUAUUUGAAUAUAUCCAAAUGUCACAAGUACAUUUCCAUACACUUAAAAUUAUGUUUUACUCCAAUCAAUGAGUACAAUAUAAAUACAAUCCCUGUCACUCAAUUACACACACUGUUAUAUUAUAAACAGGUGCAUAUACAGGAAAGAAAGAAAUAGAAUUCAAUAUUCAUAGACUUAUUUCUUUUGGUUUGGCAUAACAAUAAAUGGACCCUUGAGGCUGCUGAUCAAUUAUUAGCAAAUUAAGUUAUAGCUGAUAUGUGACAAAAUUAUCAUUAAUUUUCUGCAUAUUUGGAGAUGUGUUUUUGCCAUUAAGAGAUAUAAUAUGUAACAAUUCUUCAUUAAAAAUAACCAGACCUAUGAUA
This is a messenger RNA of Limanda limanda (common dab), 1343 nucleotides long. RefSeq lists its product as uncharacterized. The transcript has 6 exons. The record is from RefSeq and is a predicted model, not a curated record. NCBI's taxonomy places the organism in Eukaryota, Metazoa, Chordata, Actinopteri, Pleuronectiformes, Pleuronectidae. The coding region runs from base 153 to 803 and encodes 216 amino acids.